Thecamonas trahens ATCC 50062 is the source of this 2576-nucleotide messenger RNA. RefSeq lists its product as uncharacterized. The transcript has 2 exons. Gene Ontology annotation, cellular component: ribonucleoprotein complex. Gene Ontology annotation, molecular function: RNA binding. Bases 14 to 2557 code for a protein of 847 amino acids. Lineage: Eukaryota; Apusomonadida; Apusomonadidae. The record is from RefSeq and is a predicted model, not a curated record.
GACACCGACGGGGAUGACGGGGAUGGCGGAAAUGGCAGAAGCGGCCGGAGCAGCUGAAGCUGGUGGAGUCGAGGCCGGUGCACCCGGGUCCGGUGCAGGAGGUGCGGGUGUGGCGAGCAGUGGCAACGGGCUUGCAACCGGGAGCAGCGAGGGAGCCAGCAAUGGGCGUGCGGAGCGCGAAGCGCGGCCAAGGCCGGCGCGGACGUACAAGAUCUUUGUGGGCGAUCUAGUGUCGGCCGUGACUGAGGACGAGGUCCGCCAAGCGUUUGCGUCAUUUGGCAACGUGGUCGGAUGCAACGUGGUUCGCGACUCCGAGUCGGGCCUCUGCCGUGGCUACGGAUUUGUGAUGUUUGAGACGCGGGCCGGGCAGGAGGCGGCGCUGGCCGGGCCGGCACCGGUUAUUCGCGAGCGGCAGACGCGGACGGGGCACUCCGAGUCCAAGGACACGCUCUUUGUGUCGAAGAUUCCGGUGGCUGUGGGUGAGGACGAGCUGUUUGACACGCUCCAGGCCGCGGUGGUGCCGCGGAUUGUGUCGCUGGCGCUGAAGCGGGACGCGGUGACCGGCGCAUCGCGCGGAUUUUGCUUUGUCAAGUUUGCCUCGUUUGACGACGCGGUCCUUGCGCGCGACGUGCUCACCAACGACUUUGUCAUCCACGACUCGAUCCUACACGUUUCGUGGGCGCAGCCGCGGGCAAGCAGCGCCGGCAGCGGGCGGCGGCACCGGGCCGAGUCGGAGCCGGAGCCGUUUGAUCCCACGCGGCCGCCUAACAAGACGCUGUAUGUGGCGCAUCUGGAUCCGGCAACCAACGAGUACAACCUGCGCCACCACUUUGCAGCGCACGGAGAGGUGAUCAAGGCCACGGUGGUGUACGACACCGACGGCUCGUCGCGUGGCUUUGGCUUUGUCGAGUUCCGCUCGCCGGCGUCGUGCGCCACAGCCAUCGCCGCGCUCGACAAGUCGCAGCUCAACGGGGCGGUCAUCAACGUGGCCAUGGCCCGGCCGCGGCGGCAGCCGCGGCGCCGCGGCUCGGGCGGGAGCCGGUACAGCGCAGGCCCCGGCCGCGGCCACGGCCACGGACACGGCCACGGCGGUGCGCAGUACUAUCCUCCUCCGUACGGCUACCCGGGCGUCCCGCAUCAGCGCGGCGGCGGCGCUGUGUUCUACUCGUACCCGCCGCCGAUGGCCGGCAUGGCGGGGCCCGGCAUGAUGGCGCCCGACAUGAUGGCAGGAGGUGGCGGCGGAUACUACAUGGGCGGCGGCGGGCUCACAGGCACCCGUGAUCGGUCGUCGUCGAUGGGCUCGGUCUCGUCGACCGGCUCGUCGGAGGAAGCCAUGAUGGCGGCAUCGGCGGCGGCGGCGGCGGCGGGCUAUCCGCCACCGACCGCCAGCGUGCAGGGCCAGCCGGGCUCAGCUACCUUUUUCGCCGUCAUCCACAACUAUGCCCUGGCGCUGGCCUCGGCCAACGGCAUGAUGCUCCAAACUGCCUUGGAGCACGCCUACUACCGGCACUACCUCCAGCUCGCCGAGUCGGAGAUGGGCGCAUGGGACGGGCCCGACGCCGCCGAACGCCAGAUGUGGAUGAACGACGUGGCCCAGCGCCAGGCCCGCACCGCAACCUCAGCACACGUCCAGGUCCUGCAGGCCCAGCACUACGUCCAGUCGGCAUACUCGCACAUGUACCAUGUACAGGCUGCUCCCGGUCAGGCCCAGGCCCAGCCGCCUGCUGCCCAGCAGCCUGAUCUCGGCCUCUAUGCCCUGGCGCUGGCCUCGGCCAACGGCAUGAUGCUCCAAACUGCCUUGGAGCACGCCUACUACCGGCACUACCUCCAGCUCGCCGAGUCGGAGAUGGGCGCAUGGGACGGGCCCGACGCCGCCGAACGCCAGAUGUGGAUGAACGACGUGGCCCAGCGCCAGGCCCGCACCGCAACCUCAGCACACGUCCAGGUCCUGCAGGCCCAGCACUACGUCCAGUCGGCAUACUCGCACAUGUACCAUGUACAGGCUGCUCCCGGUCAGGCCCAGGCCCAGCCGCCUGCUGCCCAGCAGCCUGUCGCCGCAGACGGCAGCAACGACAAGACUGCCACUCAGCAGCCUCAGCAGCAGCAGCAGCAGCAGCAGCAGCAGCAGCAGCAGCAGCAGCAGCAGCAGCAGCAGCAGCAGCCCCAGCAGCAGUCCCAGCCCGCAGCCGAGGAACCCGCGGCUACCAUGGCCAGCGCCUCGGCGCACGCCUCGCAAGCCAUCCAGGCCGCCAACCAGGCCAUGUCGCUCUGGUCGUUCCAGCAGCACAUGAUGCACCAGCAUCAGGCCCAGUUUACGGCCCAGGCCCAGGCCCAGGCCGUCGCCAUGGCCCAAGCCCGUGCUCAUCUGGCACACCAGCAGCAGCCCGGCGGUAGCGCGAACGGCACCGCACCAACGCGCAGCGACGCCGGCUCCAGUGAGUCUGGCGACACAACCGCGCCUGCCCCGGUCGCAACAGCUGCAGCCACAGCGGCCGCCGAGGCUGUCCACGAGACCUCAAUGAGCCUGCAAGCCGACGCGCUCAAGGCGCAGCAGUAAACCCGUGUGUUGCCGCCGA